This is a messenger RNA of Penicillium canariense, 1005 nucleotides long. Its product is annotated as dihydroflavonal-4-reductase. Gene Ontology annotation, molecular function: oxidoreductase activity, acting on the CH-OH group of donors, NAD or NADP as acceptor. Lineage: Eukaryota; Fungi; Ascomycota; Eurotiomycetes; Eurotiales; Aspergillaceae. Bases 1 to 1005 code for a protein of 334 amino acids. The record is from RefSeq and is a predicted model, not a curated record. The transcript is spliced from 2 exons.
AUGUAUCAGUCUCUCGUCUUUGUCACCGGUUCUACCGGUUUCAUUGGAUCGCAAGUUGUAGCGGCUACACUGAGAGCCGGCUAUCGCGUGCGCUUGAGCAUCCGCAAGCCGGAGCAAGAAGCCGCUCUCAAGGCCCGAUACGCUGAACUUAGCGACAAAAUUGAGAUAUGCAUUAUUCCCGAUCUCUCGCGGCCUGGGGCGUUUGAUGAUGCCCUUGUUGGUGUUGAUUAUGUCUUCCAUAUUGCCUCGCCCAUGCCUGGGAAAGGCACUGAUAUUAAGCGCGACUAUGUUGACCCAGCCGUUCAAGCAACUACGUCGAUUUUGCAGGCGGCGUUGACCUUUAAGCAAGUCAAAAAGGUUGUUAUCGUGUCGUCUAUCUUGGCAUUGGCCCCCUUGAAUGCGAUUAUAACUAAUAGUGUUGAUGUGAAAGAGAACACGGGCCAGGUUAUUCCUGUCGACCUAUCAAUGGAUUUCCCCGAAGGCUUCGUGGGCGAAGUGUUGAAAUACUCCGCGUCUAAAAUUCUCGCCCACCAAGCAACGCGUGACUUCCUCGCUGCCAACAGCCCUCAUUACUCAGUCAUCACCCUGCACCCGGUCUUUGUCCUAGGCGACAGCAUGAUUCAGCAAACUGCCAGUGAACUCGAUAGUAUAAACGGGCUCUUCUGGAAGUCGCUCUUUACCGAGAAGCCCCAGCUCUCCAGCACCUGGGUACACGUGCGCGACGUCGCCGAUGCCCACGUGAAGGUAUUGGAGACGGACGUCAAAAGUGGGACGGAGUUCAUUCUGUCGCGUCCUGCUACAUCUUGGGAGGAGGUCGCGUCGUUUGUCAAGUCAAAGUAUCCAGCGCUAGGAUGCCAGCUGCAGCCUCCCUUUGAAAGCGGCUGGACAGUGGAGACUACUGGUGCCGAACAGAAUUUGGGGAUAAAGUGGCGAUCGGAAUGGGAAAUUGUUGAAGAUGUGGUGAACCAGCAGCUGGCUCUUCAGGCGAAAGCAAGCUCCCUCUGA